Molecule: messenger RNA, 2942 nt
Organism: Teleopsis dalmanni
Lineage: Eukaryota; Metazoa; Arthropoda; Insecta; Diptera; Diopsidae
Product: sodium/calcium exchanger 3-like
Exons: 2
Coding region: 115-2793 (892 amino acids)
Biological process (GO): sodium ion transmembrane transport; cell communication; calcium ion import across plasma membrane
Cellular component (GO): postsynapse; axon; sarcolemma
Molecular function (GO): calcium:sodium antiporter activity
Source: RefSeq, a predicted model, not a curated record
UUUUUUUGUUUUUAAUAUAAUUUUUAACGUUGAUUGUUCAGUUCUUGCGUUCGUCCAAUUGGUGAGAAAUGAAUUCGAUCAGCAUUCCUUUGAUUACGCACGAAAGAUAUCAGUAUGAAAUAUUGUCUACUGAGAGACAAGAAUCUACAAAUUUGUCACCUAACAGCAACACUAAUUUUCUUGGCUUACUGCAGCAUUUCAAUCGCACCCUCCGCGGGAGAUCAAAGCAAUUUAAUAACCAAUAACAUUUCCAACAUCUCUACACCCAUUACACUCUACAAAACUAACCAAUUACAUACAUUGAAUUGUCAGGACGGUUUAAUUUUCAAAGCUUGGAAGCCUCAAACUAAUUUAACAACUUCCGUAGUCGCGGGUCGCGGUAUGUGUUACUUCUUGGCACUCGUUUAUUUGAUUAUUGGAGUCUCAAUAGCCUGCGAUCGUUUCAUGGAAGCAAUUGAAGUUAUAACAGCUCAAGAAAAGAAAGUAUAUGUACGACAAAAUAACGGUGAUAUGAAAGUAUUUAUGGUGCGUAUUUGGAAUGAUACCGUCGCGAAUAUAACACUUAUGGCAUUAGGGUCCAGUGCACCAGAAAUUAUGCUUGCACUUAUAGAAAUGUUUGGUAAAAACUUUAGUGCAGGCGAUCUCGGUCCUGGUACAAUCGUUGGCUCUGCCGCUUACAACACUUUCGUUAUUAUAGCUGUUUGUAUUGCAGCGGUCCCAGAUGGCGAAUCUCGGAAAAUAAAGCAUUUAAACGUGUUUUUCGUAACGGCAACCUGGUCUACAUUUGCUUAUAUAUGGCUUUACAUGAUUCUUGUACCUUUUUCGAGAGGUCGAAUUGAUAUUUGGGAAGGCGUCGUAACGUUAAUAUUUCUGCCGAUAACUGUGUGGACUGCUUACUUGGCUGACCGUCGGCUAUUUGUUUUCAAAUAUUUUGGUGAUGAAACCAGUCAGCACAAAUUAUCUAUUGUACCUGAAACAGAUAAAGAAUUGGAGAGUUCUCUGCUUAGAAUUGACGAAAGCGACAAAACUAAAGGUUUCGAGGAAGCUCGUCGUGAAUAUAUUGCAACACUGAAACGCUUGCGUAAAACAAAUCCACAAUGUACCUUAUGGCAAUUAGAGACAAUGGCUCAUGAGCAGCUUAUAAUUCGUGAAUCCAAAUCGCGUGCAUUUUACCGUGUGAAAACUUCUUAUUGGCUGUUUGGUAGAGGCAGUUUGUUAAAUAACGACGCACCUCAACUUCCAGUUGAUUUGAGCAGCCCAAAAACCACUCCGAAAUCAGUUGAUGUUCACGUGGAGGAUGAAGAGACUACUGUUCAUGUGUUUUUUGAACCUGGCCAUUAUACAGUGAUGGAAAGCAUUGGAACAUUUGAUGUGCAUGUGGUAAGACGUGGUGACCUUUCCAUGCACACUACUGUAGAUUAUCAAACUGAAAAUGGUGCAGCUAUAGCUGAAAAGGAUUUCAUUGCCAAAGAGGGUACAUUAAUUUUUCCUCCCGGUGUAGAUGAGCAGCGCAUUAAAAUUGAAAUAAUUGACAACGAUGAAUUUGAAAAUGAUGAACAUUUCUAUGUACGAUUAAGUAAUCCAUCAGAGCCUGCAGUGCUUACAACUCCCAAAAUCGCAACAAUCAUAAUUCUAGACGACGAUCACUCUGGUAUAUUUUCAUUUAAAUAUGCUGAGCACAAGUGCAGCGAGUCAGUCGGUGUGUACGAACUGGAAGUAAAGCGAUAUUAUGGCAAAUUUGGUGACGUGAUUGUGCCGUACUGGACCGAGGAUGGUACAGCGCAAAGUAGACGAGACUAUAUGCCUGUAAAAGGUGAAUUAUUAUUCGAAGACGACCAACUGACGGAUUUAAUACCUAUAAAAAUAGUGGACGGAAGUAAUUUUGAAAAGGACGUUUACCUAACCGUAAAUUUAGGUGCGCCCUACCCAGCACCAAACAACAAAUUAGAAGAAAUAAAACAAAAAGUUGAGGGAAGGAGUUCGGAGCAAUUAACUGAGGAAGAAAGAUUGGCAGUAGCGGCACUACCGCGUCUUGGUGAAAUUACUAAAGCUAAAUUAUAUAUAGUAGAAAGUAAGGAAUUUCGUAACACUGUAAAUCGAUUUGCACUAAAAGCUACAAUACCUAAACUAUAUAGAAAACCAGUUCAUUAUGAGCCAAUGCGAACAGAGCAGGUAGAGCAACCACUACCAAGCGGAGUCUGUUUCUAUACACUGCAGUUUUUAACGAUUUUUUGGAAAAUUAUUUUCGUGUUCAUACCUCCCGCUUAUAUUGGAGGCGGAUAUGCAUGUUUCUUCGCAUCAUUGGGCUUCAUUGCCAUGAUCACAGCACUGAUCGGGGAUGUAGCUUCACACUUCGGCUGCACACUCGGCAUCAAGGAUUCAGUUACCGCUAUUUGCAUAGUGGCACUCGGCACGAGUAUACCGGAUACUUUUGUGAGUAAGAUUGCGGCAAUGCAAGAUAAAUAUGCUGAUGCGAGCAUCGGCAAUGUCACAGGAAGCAAUGCGGUGAACGUUUUUUUAGGAAUUGGUUUAGCAUGGACCGUUGCCGCAAUUUAUCAGUAUAAGCAAGGUAGAACGUUUGAUGUAGUUCCCGAUACAAUUGCAUUCUCAGUUGCGGUUUAUACGAUAGAAGCGUUAAUUGCAGGAUUUGUUCUUCUAAUACGUCGUAAGAACGGAGGCGAAUUAGGAGGCCCAAUUGUUUGCAAAUACAUAUCAUCUGGAAUUUUCUUAUUUCUGUGGAUUGCUUACCUAUUUUUGAGUGUACUUGAGGCUUAUCAUAUUAUUGAAGUAUAAAGAUGAUAGUGAAUGAAUGGGUUCAAAUGCUAUGAAAAUAAUUUUACUAUUGCGUUUAGAGUACUUGGUACAUUUAUUUUAAAAUUUUUGAUUGAAUUUUAUUUUAAAUACAUAUAUAUAAUGUUGUAAAAUUACGUUACUCAGAAUUA